Dicrocoelium dendriticum is the source of this 252-nucleotide messenger RNA. Lineage: Eukaryota; Metazoa; Platyhelminthes; Trematoda; Plagiorchiida; Dicrocoeliidae. The record is from the annotation of a GenBank genome assembly.
AUGUACUCACCCGAUCCGUGGAAAAUGAGACCAGAUGAUUACCCAUACGCAAAAUCGAAUCAAGAUACGCAUCCGGUAUCAUACGAGUCCAGAAGUCACCUACGUGGUAUGAGCUUGGACACUUUGAAACGGACAGUGAUGGAAAGGAAGGCUGGAGCAAUUUCCUACAGAACAAUGAACACCAUCGUCCCAUUUCGACUUUGCAACUGCCAGGUACCAUGGGCUGGAUGUUGCGCAGAAACGGAACUCUAA